UGCACGGAUGUAUUGCAGAGCCUGUUAUUUCUAUUGAACGAUAAAGCAAACGCUGCUGGUGAAACCUUACACCACUGGCGGCAAUUGUAUGGCUUCUUUUAUUUACAAACUGUGAUAUAUUAAGUAUACCCUGCUGCCUUUCAGACAAAAUCAUUACAGAUCAUUAAAAUAAAGGACUACAUGAAGACGCGCGCGCCGUUGAAAGUUUCAUCGAUCUGCUCGCGCUCGGCGCGUGAUUGAAUUCUGGAGGUCUCGCGGAACGCGAAUUCUCCGUUAACGCUUACUGAAGACUGUCACUCUCAAAUCUGCUUUACUUUUCUAACGGUAGUGGAGUUCAGACCGGAGCUGAAAUUUGAAAUAGAAGCCGGAAUGUUACCGGAAUCCGAGUCUGUGUAAAGCGCAAUGACAUCUCGGUUUGUGCUGCCGUUACACUAGCAGGGGUCAACGCUUUCAUGUCAGAGGUAAAUGUCAAAAUCUACCGGAGUUUGUGGGUUUGUCGUCGUUUUCGCCCCAGAGUGUAAUAAGAAAAACUGAGAUCAAAUAAAAGGUCAUUACAGUGCUGAAUUCACAGUGCAGCCCACAGAUGUGUUAGAACACCAAACUCAGUCUACAAGACCAGAAGGCUUGGAGCCGAAGCACUCCUGUUCAUGGAGGGCCGCUGGACCCUGCUACUGCUGCUGGGGGUGUUCCUGGUCUUUCUGACCGCUGAGAUCUGCUCGACUUCAGGCCAAGGCAUCUACACCAACAAGUGGGCCGUCCACAUUGAAGGGGGAGCCAAGGAGGCUGUGAGGAUUGCACACAAACAUGGGUUCAUCAGUCACGGAAGAGUGUUCAGAGACUACUAUCAUUUCCAGCACAAGGGUGUGGUGAAGAGAUCUUUGUCCAGUCAUCGUGGGGUUCAUGUCCGACUACACGCCGAGCCAAAGGUGAUUUGGGCUGAGCAGCAGAUUGCCAAGCGAAGAGACAAGAGAGACAUUCACAUUGAACCAACAGAUCCAAAAUUCCCUCAGCAGUGGUACCUGUAUAACCCCAGUCAUGGAGAUCUGAAUGUGAAGGAGGCCUGGUCUCAGGGCUUCACAGGAAGAGGAGUGGUUGUAACCAUUCUGGAUGACGGCAUUGAGAAAGAUCACCCUGAUCUCGCAAGAAACUUUGAUCCUGAUGCAAGUUAUGAUGUGAAUGACAGAGAUCCAGACCCUCAGCCCAGAUAUACACAGCUGAAUGAUAACAGACAUGGGACUCGUUGUGCUGGCGAGGUUGCGGCAGCUGCAAAUAACGGGGUCUGUGGAGUGGGUGUGGCUUACAAUGGCAAAAUUGGAGGUGUGCGGAUGUUGGAUGGAGAGGUAACAGAUGUUGUGGAGGCUCAGUCCCUGAGCUUGAACUCCCAGCACAUCCACAUUUACAGUGCCAGCUGGGGCCCAGAGGAUGACGGGAAGACGGUGGAUGGCCCUGCCAAGCUGGCCAAAGAAGCUUUCCUACAGGGUGUCACCGAGGGUCGUGGAGGUUUGGGCUCCAUCUUCGUGUGGGCGUCAGGUAACGGAGGGCGAGAACGGGACAGCUGCAACUGUGACGGAUACACCAACAGUAUAUAUACCCUCUCCAUUAGCAGCACCACGCAGUACGGGACUGUCCCUUGGUACAGCGAGGCCUGUUCCUCCACCCUCGCCACCACCUACAGCAGCGGAAACCUCAAUGAGAAACAGAUUGUGACGACGGACCUGAGGAAGAAGUGUACAGACUCACACACGGGCACAUCCGCUUCAGCUCCCCUGGCUGCUGGAAUCAUCGCUCUCGCUCUGGAGGCCAACAUGAACCUGACCUGGAGAGAUAUGCAGCAUCUCGUGGUGAGAACCUCACGUCCCGCCCACCUAAUAACUAAUGACUGGAGGACCAAUGGGGUUGGCCGAUUAGUGAGCCAUUCUUAUGGCUAUGGUCUGCUGGAUGCCAGUGCUAUGGUUGUGUUGGCACAGAACUGGACCAGCGUGGGGCCGCAGCACAAAUGUGUCAUUAAUAUGCUGAUCGAGCCAAGGGACAUCAGAAACCACCUGAUCUUCAGCAGAUCUGUUGAGGCCUGCUCUGGGCAGCCAGACUUUGUGAGCUCUUUGGAACACGUACAGGCCAGACUUACCAUCUCCUAUAACCACAGAGGAAACCUGGCUAUCCACCUAAUCAGUCCUCUGGGAACUCGUUCCACGCUGCUGGCUCCACGGCCUCAAGACAACUCAGCUGAAGGGUUUAAUGACUGGGCAUUCAUGACCACCCACUCCUGGGAUGAGGAUCCCCAGGGGGAAUGGACCUUGGAGAUUGAGAAUGUGGCCAGUCUUAAUGACUAUGGUGUUCUCUCUCAGUUUACCCUCAUCCUGUAUGGUACCGGAUCCAGUGCAGCAGAUCCAUCUGUUUCUGACUACACUCGACCUUCAAAUAACAGCUGCAAAACAUUUGACACCCAGCAGAUCUGCAUCGAAUGCAGCACGGGUUUCUCACUUUUCUUGGAAGGCUGUGUGAAGUCCUGCCCUCCUGGCUUCAGUUCUGGACCUCAGGUCCUCAACUUGUCCUUGGACAACUGGGUGGAGCACUUCACUGUACAGGCCUGCCUGCCUUGCCACACAUCCUGCCUAACGUGUUCUGGACCUGGGGAGACCGAAUGUCUUUCCUGCCCUCCCCACAGCCACCUAGUGGUCACUUCCUGCUUGCACCAGAACCAGGUGCAGCGAAAAUCUCCCAACAUCCCUGUGCUCCAGCACGGGGUCAGUGCUGAGGUGGAUCCAGGCUCAGAAGUGUCCUUGCGUGAGCCUGGGGUGUCCUCGAAAUUGCCGACACUGGUGGCGGUGCUGAGUUGUGCCUUCAUCUUGGCGACUUUCGCAGCCGUUUUUGUGCUGCUACAGCUGCACUCUGGAGCGGCCAGUGCCCCCUUCUGUAGGAGGACCAAACUGCCGGUGACGGACACAAGCAAAGGGGGGAUUCGAGUGGGGUUUGGGUUUGGACUGGGACACGGGAAGGUGUCGUAUCGCGGGAUCCCCACUGUGUGGGGGGACGAAGACACGGUGGGGGGAAUGAACUCGGACUCAGACAGUGAGGAGCUGGAGUAUCACAGCGAAAAGACUGCUUUUAUACGGACUCAGAGUGCUCUUUAGCACUUUUAUACAUCUGUCUUCCUUGUAAUAGGAUACAGAACAAAUAAGAGAGACUUGUGGAUCGACUGAGAUUUUGAGGUGUGUCUGUGUGUGUGUGUGUGAGAGAGAGAGAGUGAAAAGUUCAACUAUGAAGAAAUGAGUUAAUAUGGCGCAACUGCAAUUCCAAAGUUUAACUCAAAUCUGAUUAAACACAAGACAGUCUCUGCUGCGCUGAUUAAGUCCCUUUAUUUUCACUUUUAUUUGUCCUCGUGGUCUGGGUCUAAUGUCCUGAGAUUUAAACCACUAAACAGGAUCAACACAAUCAGAUGUGGGUGUGUGUUUGUUUGUGUGCGUAGAUGUGCUUGUGCGUGUGCAGGGUUUGUGUAAACCCAAACAUUUAGUUUGUAACAAGUUUAAAAGGGCUGAAAUUUGUUCCAGUCAACUUUUUAUUAAAAGUUUUGGACUGUUUUAUGCACAAUGCUUUUUGCAGCAAGUCAAUGCACUUCUAUAACUUCUAUAACUAUUACUGCAUUGCCAUUUGAUUGCUCAUCAUUCGUGCGAUAAAUCUUUAAUCCCUGACAAUAAAGUCAACAUUCAGUUCUUUCUGCUAGUCAAAGGCAGCUCCGGGACAUUUCCAGUGAUUUGAUCAGAGAUUAUUUAACUGUGCAUAAUUUCAUACUAUUGCAACAACAGCAGCAAAGAGAUAUAUAACAGAACAAAAUUAGAUAACACGCGCAAACCUCAGUUUGCUAAGAGCCUCCGGCAUGGAUUCUGAAUGGCAGGGAUCACAGACAAACAAUCUAAAUAUUGAACUGAAACAGCUCGUAAUAUCGUCAGACGUGCAGAGAGAAUGGCAGUAGCUAAAUGUAUCACAGACCACAGCCAUGAUGCAUUUUUAUUUUAACUGUUGACUUUUAAGGUUUGUUUGUUCUAGCUCCGAAUUAUUAACAUGUUCCCUCACAAAUGUCACAGAGCUGCUGUUUUUCAGAAUAGGUUUUCAAUAUUACUGACAGAAAAAAUGUCUGUCUCAGAGGAUGUUUUAUUGAUUUUCAGGUCUGAUUUUAACACUAAAACUUGCCUUUGCUUGAAAAAAAUGGGGCCUCAAAA
Myxocyprinus asiaticus (Chinese sucker) is the source of this 4217-nucleotide messenger RNA. Its product is annotated as furin-1-like. Gene Ontology annotation, molecular function: serine-type endopeptidase activity. NCBI's taxonomy places the organism in Eukaryota, Metazoa, Chordata, Actinopteri, Cypriniformes, Catostomidae. The record is from RefSeq and is a predicted model, not a curated record. Gene Ontology annotation, biological process: peptide hormone processing. Bases 648 to 3131 code for a protein of 827 amino acids. Gene Ontology annotation, cellular component: trans-Golgi network; Golgi membrane. The transcript is spliced from 16 exons.